Magallana angulata is the source of this 8203-nucleotide messenger RNA. Its product is annotated as calcineurin-binding protein cabin-1-like. The transcript is spliced from 41 exons. Gene Ontology annotation, cellular component: nucleus. Bases 65 to 7558 code for a protein of 2497 amino acids. Gene Ontology annotation, biological process: chromatin organization. NCBI's taxonomy places the organism in Eukaryota, Metazoa, Mollusca, Bivalvia, Ostreida, Ostreidae. The record is from RefSeq and is a predicted model, not a curated record. Gene Ontology annotation, molecular function: nucleosome binding; protein binding.
GCGGAAUGUGCAUGACGUGAUUACCGUGAUUACGCAGUUAAAUGCUGAUGAUGCAUGAUUAAAAAUGAUUCGGAUAGCUGCCUUGAAUGACAGCAGCAGUGAGGUUGAUGGAGAUGAUUUCAGGGCCAAGACUGUUGGAACAAGGGAAGCUGAGGAAUCGGAAGCAUAUACAUUGUAUAACAAGGCUCUUGGACUACAGCGACAAGAUAUUCAAAAGGCUGAAGAGGCAUUUGAACAGCUUCUCAGUCAUGGAUUUAUCAGAGAGGCAGCCAAACUUGUUGAGACAGAGACAGUGGGAAUCGUUCACCCAGGAUUGCAGCUCCUGUACUCUAUAUACAAAAACCUGGCUACAAUGUCCUUACAAAAGGGAGAUCACGAAGAGGCCAUGGAGUGGUACAUAGAGGCUGUGAAAGUGGAUGAAUCUGAGACCACAGUUUGGUAUAAGAUAGGAACUAUAGCCCUGAAACUACACAAUUACCAACUUGCUAGACUGGGGUUUGAACAGGGCCUACAGUGUAAUCCCAACCACUGGCCAUGCCUGGACAACAUCAUCACUGUUCUGUACACCAUCAAUGAUUACUGGUAUUGCCUGUACUACAUAUCUAAAGCUCUGAAGAAGGAUUACCUGUACCUGAAAGGAAUUGUUUUCAGGAAUCAGAUAUUCAAGGAACAACCAUCUCUGAGAGAUUAUACAAAAGAAAUGUUCAAAGACUGUAAUCCACUAAUUAAUACAGAGAAAGUUGACCAAGAAGAUAUAGACGAGUUUAUAAAUGAAGCUAUGACAAUGAGACAGAAACGAAAAGAACUAGCCAGAACCCCACCAAUGAAACCUAAUAAGCUUCCAGUCCCUAUUAAAUCAUACACAUGGAUUGAUGUUGGUGAAAGUUUAAUUGCUUUAUACAAUACUAUAAAGAAAUCCAACCCACCCAUGAGUAUGGGUAUACGUGUGGAUCUAAGUGAUUAUGCUGAAGACCAGGAUAAAAAAACUGAAAUCCAAAUGAAAGAGAAACAGAAUCAACAAGGAGACACCUCAUCUUCCUCUGAGGUGCCACCACAACUGACACCACAACAACCACCUGAAGAGAACGCACCACCACAAUCAUCAGAAAAUAAAGAGGAAGUAUCAAAGUCCAUGGAGGACAAUGUAGAAAUUGUGCCCUCUGAAACAAUGGAGGUUGACGAAACUCCAUCGAUUAAGUCGGAAACAAUCGUGACCUCUUUGAGUAACACUGCUAUAACAGAUGCUGUUAUCAUCUCUAGUACUGUCACCAUUCCCACUUCUAGUGAAAUAACUGUAGUGACUUCUGUGUCCUCUUGUGAAAAUGUGAUUUACAGUAGAAGUACUGUGGGUCAAGAGUCGACCCCUCCCUGCUCCUCCGCUCUGGUUACUGAGGACCCAGGGGUCCUCCUGUCACCUCCAACCAGCGCUCCUUCCACUCCAGAUGUGUUCAAUUCCUGUACGCCUCUGUCCUCCAUUCCCAUAUCAGUGACUUCUGCAUUACAAGACAAUCCGGGGUCAGAAACGAGUGACACAGAGGGCAAGAACAAAGGACAGAAGAGGAAGCGGUCAUCCAACUUUGAUAGCCCAUUUUAUGAGAAGAGGCGGUCAGCUAGGGUGAGAAACACUUUCACAAGAAGAGAAGAGGAGCGAGUCAACUUUAGAGAAAUUUUAGAGACUUUCAUACCUUCCACUCUUCGACCAGGAGCUGAUGAAGAAGAAAUGGAUACUCUGGAUCAUGUAUCGGAGAAUGAAGAGUCUGUCUUCUCCAAAAUUAACACAAAAGAAAAUAGUACUGCCUCAAAAGCAAAGUCCUUGUCAGAAACAGAAGCCAGUGAUGUGCGAGAGUUCCUUCAGAGGGAACAGAAGAAUGGUGGUGUGUUGAUGCUGAUGCUACAUUUCAUGGAGUCCCUGUGUGACCGGACCGAGCUGUCCUGGCCCCAGGAGCUGGCCUCCGUGUACGUCAAAGUGUACACAAGGUGGAGGAAACACGUGGACCUGCCUUGUCUUCUCAGCAAAGAUGAACCAGAGGAAGAUAUUCGAUCAUUUGGAAAGAUGCUGUUGUUGAGGCUAGAGUUACAGUUUGAUCAAUGGCUGACUAAACACCUCAAAAGUGGGGCAUCUCCCAAAGGGAAGAGUCCCGGUUCAGCGGUGCCGUCAGAGAUGCCUGGGUCCUGGGAGGAGGACAUGGACUAUGUGUUUGGGUUACAGGGACAGUCCCAGGUCCUGGGCUCACUAUGGCUACAGCACUGUGUCCGGGCUUUCUGGCUGCAGGCUAGGCUGUGUCUUCUACAAGGAGAGAUUCAAUAUGCUUCAUGCAGUUUCCACAAGGCAAAAGAGUUUUUGAAGUGGAGGAUUGAAGAUGAAAACGUCCAUGAGAUUCUUCUCAAGAACUGUCAGAGUGACAACUGGAUUACAAUUGAGAGCAUAGAAAGACAUCAGAAUUCUCUAGAGAGGAGCCAGUGCAUGGAUGAAAUGCAGAAGUUGUAUGAUGCCAAAGAAUAUGAUCAGGUGGUCGAGCUCCUCCUGAAAGCUGUCACUCAGCCAAGUCAGAAACCUAUGAGGAAAGAAUCAGAUUCCAUUGUACCGACAAGAAUUGAACAGCUGUGUUUGUUGCACAAUUGUUUGGUUAAAAUGGGAGAUGUGAAGAGGUCCAUGCAUUGGGGUGAAAUAGCAUUCCAUGAGGCCUUCCAGGGGUACAAGAAAGCUACCACUAGCCCUCACAAGGACGAAUGGUCAAAUGUUCUGAAUCAGAUUUGGUCAUUACUUCUGAUGAACUUGGAGAAGCCAGAAAGUUUAAAAGAUCUGAGUGGACCCAGAAAGAUGCGUUUGACCUCUGACCUGAUGGCAGUGAUUGACAUCAUGAUGUCUGUACCAGAGAAGGCCACUGACAUGCCGAUCGGAAGUGUGCUGCCGUGGAUGAUUCUCUACUCUGUCAUCCAAUGUGAAGAAAAAGAAUUCUUUGAUCUGCAAAAGGAGCAAGAGUUAUCAGCCCAGAACAUCAGUGACAGCAUGCCUUCAUCCUUAAUGCUGCUCAAUGUAUCCCAUGACUACUUAGGAAGCCAUUCAUGGUGCACCAAGUCCGACGGAAAGUUCCUGAUAUUUUUCAUGGAUGUCCUCCAGCAGAAGAUGACGGAGCCAUUGAAGUACACAGAUGACCUGAGACAGAUGUAUGAGCAGUGUGUGUACUGUCUCUAUGGACACCCCAAUAAGAAGGGCAGGGCCAAACACCUGGCUGACCAUAACUGUCCACCAAUCUCUCUCACCCUGCAGCAGGCCAUUAAGAUGUUCGAGUACUUUAAGCCCAAAAAUUUACCAGAGUUUGACAGCUUUAAGACUGACACAGUUUCUGCUGAGCUUGAGUCUUUGUUAAGGAGAAUUAUACAACUCAUACCUGAGAAAGAAAAACCAGCCAGCAGACUUGACAAAGUUCAGGAUUACAUUGAUGGCAAUAGCAAUGUUGUUCCAUCCACAGAGAAGGGGCUGGAGUUCUUAUCAAUAACACAGGAAAUUUACUACUUACUGGCUGAUUAUUACUUCAAGAACAAUGAGCACCCGAAAGCCAUCAAGUUCUACAUGUAUGAUAUAUGUGUAAACCCACUACGACUUGACUCUUGGGCAGGCUUGGCUCUGGCAAGGAUGUAUCAACUGGAGCAGAAACUCAACUCUACUGACUUAAAGUUGGAUGUGUCACUCCAGAAGCGUUCUCGUGCCGCCCUUCGCUGUUUUGAGAGAUCUGUGGAUAUAGAGGAUGCGUACGGCAAACUGUGGAUGGAGUACGGAUCACUGUCCUACCAACUCCACACCCACUCCUCCAGGCAACUCCACUUCCACGAGGAGAAGAAGCAGGAGUGUGAUGAGGACUACCUCCCUACAGAGCUGAGGCAGGUGGCGGUGGGCUUCAGGCUGGAGAUGUUGGAGCUGGCCUACAUGUGUUACAAGAGUGCCUCGCAGUGUGUGGACGAAGAGAGCGAGGAGUGGCUCACCGACUACAUGAUGGGCAAGUGUCUGGAGAAGAUGCAUAAGGCACCCAAGGAAUAUCUCAACUUUUAUAGACAGGCUUUGGCCGCUCUACAUGAGGAGAAUGCCACUUAUCCGAAGAAGAUUACUUAUGCAUACACAGCUCACACUUCACCAAGGCUGGCAGUGGAGGCUCUUGAGAUGUUUUAUCGCCUCCAUGUUUCCAUCUUGAAGCUGUUGUUAAAGGGAGGUCACUCAGAAGAGUACCAUGACUAUGCUGAGUACAUAGAACAAGCAGCCAAUUCUCCGUUUGCCAAGGGAUGUGAGAAAAAAGACGAGGAGUCUGGGAAUGUGUCUAUAGACCAUAGUGAUCCAAAAUCUGAUAAAACUACAACCAACCAACAAGACCACACCUACUCCAAGGUCAAUGAAAUCACAAACAUGAUGGAAAAUGUCACAGAUAAUCCAGCUAACGCCGACUCUGCCGACAGCCUGGACGAAAAGAUGGAGGACUCUGCAAACAGCCGAGACAGUAGCAUGUAUUUCCCCAGCGCUGAGCAGUCAGAAUCUUCACAGGACGCUAUAGAAACCAUGGAAACAGAUGACAGUUUAUUUUCAUCCAAUCUAAUUAAGCCUUUAUCUGAGACUCCAAAAAUGCUGGAAUUGGCAGCUGAGGAACUGGAACCAGAGAGCAAGUCUACUGAUGCUUUAUCCAAGCAGAAAUCUUAUGGUUUUAUACCUUCAGGGGACCACAGUUGUGCGGAACCUGAGUUAAAAAAAGAUGCAGAAGUAAUUGAAAUAUUUUCAUCUCCAGAACCUUUUGAUCCUAAAUCACAACCUAAGUUUUUCGUACCAGAUACUACACAUAAGGGAGAUUCCAAAGACUCUGAUGUUGCAAGGCUGGAAGUUCCAUCUUCAUGCACUGAACAGAUUAUAGGAUUGGAACCUACUGUGAAAAAUACAAAUGAAGCUUUGUUGAAAGAUAAAACAGAGAAUGAUGGUGUAUUGCAGAAGACGAUUGUCAGUAAAACACCAGACAAUCCAGAGGUCACAAAUGUGGCUGAAGAAUCAAGUGGUAACAUACAGAUAUCCAAACCUGACCCUGUGUCAGAUGUGAAAGAUAAUGAAAACAAGCAACUGACUGCAAUAUCCAAAAGUACAGAAAUAACAGAAAAAUUCCAGGAAAGUUCUAGUCCUGUCAAUAUUAAGCUAGGUCAUGCUGAAAAAGAACUACCAAAAUCAGCACAUACCAUUCCCAAUAAUCAAACCACAGAGCUAGGGAAUAAUGAAGAGCCCUGCAAUAAUUCAAAUGCUGAUGGAAGUGUUAAAAAAGAGCCCACAGUUAAUAACCCAGCAGUUACACACACAGGAGGGGGAGGGGAUGCAGACACAGCAAAAACUCAGGAGGGAGGUGGACAGAACUGUCAACCCAGCAAGCCAGUUCAGACUGAGAACAAACCUAAACUGGAAGGGGCAGCUCUCCGUAAGGACCUGAUAGAGAAGUGUAUGGCGGCACUACACCUGUGCCUGUCCCGGUUUCCCACCCACUACAAGUCCACCUACAGACUGGCCUAUGUGUACUUCUACUCGCCUUACCAUAAGAAUUUGCAGUAUGCAAGAGAUCUCCUGUUGGGAAAUCCUCAGUGGCAGUCACUUAGCUACAUGCCAGCACAGGGCCUGUUUAGUGAGAGAAAGUCAGCCAACUUCUUCCAGGGAACAUGGAGGCUGCCUAUAAGUGAGGUGGAGAGGGCAGGAAGCUUUGCUACUCAUCUGAAUAGAGCUGUUCUCCUUCUUCUGAAAAUUUUGUCGGAACAAAAGGAUGUUCCAAUGUUACACCAUCUGCAUCUACAGCUGAAUAAGACCCCUGAUGCUGAAAAGAAAUAUUUAAGAGAUGCUGAACGACUGCAUUAUUCCCGACUGGCAUUAGACUACUGUCUAAGCGCCAUAAAGAACCGACUACCAGACAUCCGAGAAAUGCAAGACAGAGAAAAGGCCAUCAAACUGUUGAUGGAGACAUACAAGAGUUACAACUACUGUAUUUCUAAAAUGAAGUCAACAGUAGGACCACGUGUCAGUAACCUAUUGGCGGCCACAUUCAAAGCUGUCAUGAAGGAAGAGGUAUUAUCUGACAAACCGUUGCUUGAUCAAGCUCUCAAGUUCUGUCAGCUUUACCACCAACAGAAUGCUCCACAAAGACAGGGUGCUGUCCGGUCUAGUGCAGACACCAGCCAAUCAGAUUCCUCCUUCUUCUCUCCUGACCGCUCACUGAGCAAUCUCUUUAGACCCUCGGGAGUACCCCAGUCACCAGUGAAAGUACCCCAGUCACCAGUGAAACUACCACAGAGCAUUUCAUUGACCAGCCUUCAGGGAAAAUCUCCGCAGUCUCCUCUCCCCUCAUUACAAGCAUCACCUACUAAAUCACAGCUACCUCAGUCACCAGUCAAGUUGCCUCAGGUUGCCUCCACAUUGGUACCAAAACUUCAAAAGCCUGUUGUGCAGUUGACAAAGUUAUCUAUGGUGCACAGGAAUAUCACAGAAUUAAGUGAAAAGCCUGCACAGAAGGAGGAUUCUCAAGCAUUAAAAAGCUUAACUGGUGAGCAAAGCAAAUCCAGUACUGGGGCAUUGAAUGUGAAAGAAACAACCCCUGGAAUAUCUGCCAUUUCAUUUAUCUCCUCCUUGAUUGAGGAGGGCAUAAAUAAAACCAAAAAACCAAAGAUGGAGUUGCCUGCCAGAAGUGAGAGUGUUGUUGAUGAACCAGCGAUUCCACUGGUUAGUCCUGUCACUCCCACUUUUCCGGACAAUCUCUCUUGUUCUGGACUCAGUCCUGGCUUAUCAAAAUCUACGCCUCCAAAGCCAAGCCUAGAGAUAUCAGCGAAUUCUUCUCCAGUAUCAAGUGAGGGUGUUUUGAAGCCUUCCUCCUCACUGCCAAGCCAAGGGUUAUCAAAGCAAUCUCCCGAAGGGUCUUUGCCACCAGUACCUAACCCACAUGUGUUUAAGACCUCUCCCCCAGGGUUAGGCAUGAGGGAAUCGAAGCUCUCUCCUAAAGAGUCUAUCCCUAGAACAUUGAUGUCAACUUCUGUCCCUUCUCUAGUAGUGUCGAAACCUUCUACCCAAAGGUCUAGUCAAGGAUCAUCCAAGCCAUCUCUUCAUUUGAGUCAUCCAAAGAAAAGGCCAUAUGUGGUGGAGGAGGUAAUUGAAAUUCUGUCAUCUGAUGAUGAAUCUGAAGCAAUGGAUGUUACACCUUUAUCCAAGCCAUCUGUUGCAACUAAACAAGAAAAUCAGCAACAAACAUCAAAGGACAAUGCUAGAAUAACUGAAAAUCCAAAAGAUCAGGGAAGUAGUGCUUUAAUUACGUCUAAUGUUAAGACAGAAAAAAGUGCAAGUGUAGCAAAUUUGAAUACUGGGAGUAAUGAAAAUGAUUCAAAGACGGAUCCACAGAAAGAAUCUGGAAAGGAUGACUUGACUGAUAGCAAGGACUUGCCAUUACUGGACCCAUCAACAGGUUUAUUUGUGACAGACUCAGACAGCCAGAGCAGUGUCUAUGUAGCUAACCCAGAAAAUAUCUCAUUUGAAGAUGAACUAAUGGUGGAAGAUGACUGAAUUAUAAAUAAAAUGGAGAGAGAGAGAGAGAGAGAGAGAGAGAGAGAGAGAGAGAGAUCAUCUACAUGAUUUAUAUCUUUUAAAAAAAUUAUGGAAAGAUGUGAACAUCAGUGAUAAUUCAAAUUGCAAAGAAAUAAAGUAGUUAUCAAAGAUUGUUUAGAUUUAUUCAUUUACCAGUAGUUGGGAGUACUAAUAAGAAUUGGCAUAAAAGAAAGGUAACAGGUUAUUCACACCUUGGAAAUUUUACACACAGAAAUAUUUUUGAUCAACAUCAUUUCCUCUAUUUGAAUGAAUCCAUUAAAUUGUGGUAGUCUACAUUUGAAUAGCAAAUUUAGAUGUAUUUUGAUAUCUUGAAAUCACCCUUACCAGAUGGUAGAAUUUUAUGUUUCUUACAUAAGGAAAGGAAUAUCCCUUUGUUCUUAAUACCGUGUGGUGAACAUUAGUUUUGAUGUGUGCGAGAGGACCGGUUUGAAAUAUUUCAAUUUUAAAAGGGUGCGAGGAAAGUGAUCAGCUGUGACUUACAAUACGCGGGUAGGGGUGGAAGUCAAAAUGUACAACUCAGUAUGGAAAUUACGCUGAGAUAAAUGAGAUAUGCAGACACCCUACUCAUUUCCGGGGCUGAAAAUGGGGAUAAAAAAAAAAAUU